GAUAAAUAUAAUUCACAUCACAUAAUUCAAAUAUCCACAUAAAAACUCAGAAAAUGACUUGUCUUAUGAUACAAAGAUGAAAGACUUCAGUCUUGGCUACUUGAAUGAUCCUACUAAGUAUGACUGCUGCUAGGUCAAAUGGCAUAAAGUAUGUAUCAAUUAUCCCUAAGAUGCUCUAUAGGAUUAGAUAACACGCUUCAUUUAUUGUUGUUGAUCAAUCCACACAUGACCGUGUUGCAUGUUUGUAAGCAUGUACUGUAGGUCAUGUAAAUAUAGAUCUGUGGUAUUAAGUGUACAGGAACAGCACAUGUUCAUGCUAUCAGGUAACUGACUUUGUACUUGGGGGGAAACUGAAGUUAAAUAUAGACCCAGUUCCUCAGCUUUGCUUGUACACAUGCUUAUCUCCUACAUCAUCAGUUAUCAUUAUCAGCUCUUUGGAUCGAAAAAAGGUGAACCAUAAAAGAUGCUGGAGUACACAAGAGAUCAGUCAUCCAGAAGCAAUUAGGGCAUGCCCUGCUUUUGAGUCUCCUGGGUACUCAUCACCACUCACAACCUGAUCAACUGCAUACCGAGACAAGUGCAAGAGGGGAAAUGACAGCGAAUCAGGAGGACCCCAAUGUCCCAAAUAACCUGCUGAUGGCAGAUGCAACAGCUGAUCUACCUUGGCAUGAACCACCAAGCAAGGAGCAGAGCGAGGAUGACUGCAACCUGCGUGAUGACAGCAGAGCAUAUAGCUCUUGCAGUUCAGCCGAAAGCCUUUUGCCCUUUACAAACUGUCUGACAGAGAAGAGCGUAAAUGAGAGUGACUCAGAAGCACACAAGAUUAACAGUAAAGGUGACGUGGCACAGUCGCUGCCAGGGCUUAGUGCACCUGUUGUUCCGACAGAUUUAAACAGUAGCUGCACUGGGACCCAAGACAUUUGUUUAACACAGCCAAAAACAGAAACUGGUUGUUAUGCAUCUGAUGAGUUGUGGCUACAUGAAGACCAGGUGCCCACAGGUGAGGAAGAACAUGCUAUUUUAGGCAAGCAGAGCAGGUACUCUGACGUCACAGUCUUUGGCAGUGGCCACAAAGAAGGCAGAGAGGUGUCCGGUUACCCAUUGGAGAUGGUGGCCGCCAUUGGCUCACCAGUUGAUGACUCAUGGUUCAGGAUGCCACCUGUUAAAACAUGGCCAUCCAUGGACAGCUGGUCAGGCACACGCUCCAACAUAGUUCACAUUGUCCUCUCCAGCCCGGAGGAGCCUCCAGCAAUAGUAAUACAGACACUGGAGGUCAUGGCUAUCAAAGACAAAGAAGUGAAGCCACACCAGGCUCAGGAGGACACAAAAACAGUAGAGCAGAUGUGCUUGAUCACAGCCAGCAAAGAGGACAGUGAGCUGACAGCAGAGAGGGGGGUGGAGAAAGUCCAGACCUUGCUCAAAAUCCAGGCUGGGGAUUCAGACGGGCAUUCGCCACACUGUGGAGAUAAGGGAGACAGAGAGACGCCACUCACUGAAGAGCACAGUUCUCAUGUGACCUCAGAAGAAGCGAGAUGCUCAAGCCUCCCCUGUAACAUAGCUUCUCAAAACCUCCGUGAGUCGGACAUAACUGACAUGUUGCCCUCCCCUGAAUGCAUUGCAACUGCAGCGCUCUGUGCUAGUGCUGAAGACAUUGCUCCUUUGUGGGAAAAAAUGCCCGUUGGUGAGGAAGACAUGGAAAUUUACUGUGAGAAAAGAACUUCUUCACAGGUUCCUGUGGAAGAGAAGGUCAGUAAAUCCAAAUGCCAAAAUUCUUCAGAGGAACUGCAGACACCUGAGCUGGAGACUGAUGCACUUUGGAAGGUGACAGAAGACCCUCUCUUUCCACUUUAUGCGGACGUUAAGGAAGGUGCGAUAAGAAGCAGAAGCAAUGAGUCCCAGAUAUUCUCGGGUUACUCCAGUGAACCAUGUGCUGUGAAGCCCAUGCGUGGAGAAGAGCAGGGUCACUCUACCGAAGGUCUGAGCCCUGACACAGUUCUUCAGGGAGCAGCUGAGAUCUUCCAGGGACUUGCAUGCGCCCCGGUUCAAAAAAGCCCUCAAACACAAGACUACACACUGGCUGGAGAGACAGGCUCAGCAGGGCGACACAAGGACAAGCCUCUCCAUGGCAAUCUCCAGGGGGACAGGAACGAGAGGCUCAAUUUUAUUAUGCCGCUAGCACCAAUUUGUCGAAGGAAUAUUCACCUUAAUACAGAUACGUAUGCCACUUUGAAAGGGGACCAGCAGCAAGCCAAGUUUUCAGAGACUGAUAGGAACUGGACUUUUGACACAUCAGGGGCAUUUUCUUCACGUAAUCAAACAGAACUGUUAGAUUCUGGCACAGGGAAGACAGCAUGCCCUGAUUUCCCAUCAGGCCAAGAUGACCACGAUGAAAAGUUAGCAUUUUGUUGUGCUCAAAGUCUUGACGAAGAUCUUCUCAAGCCUUCAUCUCCUGGAGACACACAGCAACAUUUGUCCGUGGACGAAAGGACCUAUAAAACCUCUGGCACAGUCGUCAGUAGUAACUUCAGCAAGGAAUUUUCAAAAUUGCUCAUGCUCACUGGUGAUGCAUUUCUUGUCUGCGAGGAAAACAAAACAGCAUACAUCACUCUAGACCUGAAUGAUCCUGUAUGCUAUGCAACAUGGCCUGGUUCGGAGAAUGGAAACAGGACUGAUUAUACAUCCGCUUUAGAAUACAUGAAAACAAACAAGACUCGGUGUGUUUGUGAAGGUGAAGAAAAGGGACCGAAAAUGCCCCACAAAACCUCAAGGACAUCUUCAGGGAGUAAAACAUCAACAGGCCACAAGAGCAAAGAGAAACCGGCCGGCCACCGGGAGAAAUCCAAACAGGCAACUGCUCAAGCAACAAAAAAACAAGAAACUCCAAUUCCUGAGUCACUUGUCACUAGUGAGUCACCGACAGCUAACUUGGGAUGUAAAGCUCUGUCUGUGACAGAUGUGGAGACAAAGGAGAUGAUAGAAAAGUGCCCCAAAUCCCGUGGUAAAAAGAAGAAAAAACAGUCCCAGCAUUCAUCUGGAAAAGCCGAGGCUGAGACUUCGAUAGAAGUUGAAAGCGGUGCCCGACCAAAAACUACCAAGGGCAAAACUGACACUUUUGAUGCAAGUCUAACAGGGCAGGCCGGGGGAAGUGAUAAACUGUCAGCUCUUACCUCCCAAACAAACUGUUUACUAAUACAGAAACAAUCAGAAGUAAAAAAUGUGACAGCUAAAGUCAAGGGAAAAGGGACCGUAUUUGACAGUCCAGUGACGGCCACAGACACAGUAGAAAGCCAGUCAGCCGGCCUUGCUAAGCAGCGAGGUCAACGUAUUUUGAAGUGUAGACAUUUAUUUGAGAACAAGGAUGGGAAGCGACCUGCCGAAUCAAAGCCUCAGAAAUCUUCUGUCCUCGUGAAGAAGGAGGAACAGGCUGUGGCUGCGGCAGCAGGACAAAGGAAAGCUUACAGUGAAGUGGUCAAGCAGAAGCCUCAAACACACGAAGGUAACAGGAUAUUGCUACAAAACAUUAGAGCAGAGAAGCUUUCUGACGACCCUGGGAGCAUCGGCCUUCGGUGCCAGUUCAGUGCUCUCUCAGUGGAGAGCUCUGUGGUGUGGACAAAAGAAGGAGUCAUUUUGGAACAAGUUAAGAGGAGUGCAUGUGAUGAAAGUCUACUUUCCUUCACAAUCUCCAUACCCUCAAGUAAAGACCUUGGACGUUACCAGUGCUGUCUAAGUUGCCCUCUCGGAACCCUGAGCUCUGAGUUUUACCUAACGUCUGAUGUACUGAGUGAACUCCUCCCAUCUCAAGACCACCAUGCAGCGGAGGUGGUUGAGGGGGUGGAAGAGGAUGUGAAGUGUACCCCGCUUCUGUUCAAAGAGGACUUCCUCAGUGAGCAGUACUUCGGGGAGAACCAGCCAGCCAGCAUUUUGACCGAGCAGGUCCACUUUGGCGAGGGCAUGCACCGCCGGGCCUUCCGGACCAAGCUUCUGGACAGCAUGCUGCCUGUUUUCAGUCCUGGGCUCUCCUGUGUGCUCAAAGUGCACAAUGUCAUCAGCCAAGGGACCAGAAACAAUGAAGAGCUCAUCCACAAGAACUACAGCCUGGCUGUGGAGGAGUGUUCCGUGCAGAACACGGCCAGAGAAUACAUUAAAGCCUAUACAACAGUGGCCAAGUCUGCAGAGGAGUUUGGAGAGGUUCCAGAAAUCAUCCCCAUUCUCCUGGUCCACCGGCCCUCCAGUGACAUCCCGUAUGCCACGCUAGAGGAGGAGCUGAUUGGCGAUUUUGUGAAGUACUCUGUGAAAGACGGGAAGGAGAUCAACCUGAAGAGGCGGGAUUCUGAGCCAGGCCAGAAGUGCUGUGCCUUCCAGCACUGGGUCUACAACAAGACUGAGGGCAACCUGCUGGUCACUGACAUGCAAGGAGUGGGGUUGAAGUUAACCGAUGUUGGUAUUGCAACCCAUAAAAAAGGAUACAAGGGGUUUAGGGGUAACUGCGCUACCUCUUUCAUCGACCAAUUCAAAGUCCUUCAUCAGUGCAACAAGUUCUGUGAGUUACUUGGUCUCAAGCCCCUCCAACCUAGCCAGUCAAAGCCCAAAAGGACACAGACUGCCCCAAAUCCAAAGCCACAGCCUCAGCAAAAGAAGAAGACAUUUGUCGUCCAUCUGAAGAGCAAAUCCUGAAACAGUGGUGGCCUCAAACAUUGGGGCAUUACCUGCCAUGAAUAUUCAGAAACUUCUUUUUUGGGGACAACAGAAGGAAGUGUUAUUGUACUGGACAUUAUAAUCAUUUACUCAUUUAGGGUACAGAAUGCUCUCCUGACUUUCAGUUAUUAAGGUCUGGUCAGAUUUGAUGAAUAAUGUUAUUACUUAGAUGACAUUGCUGUUUCUCUAAAAUUAAUUUUUCAAAUAGUGGCAAAUAUAUAUAGAAAAUAUAUAUUAUAUAAAGUAAAAAAUGUGUCAUAUUUAUAGUAUGUAAGGCAUAAUGUCACACUACAUUACACAAGCAGUAUCCAUAUACAUGAAGAUUAUAUAUUUGAAAUGAAUUUUUGAAAUUGUAUUUUUUUUCCAAAUUAAUUUGGAAAAUAAAUUUAAUUUAAUAGUCAUUUAGAUAUAUCACAUACAAAUUAUUACUUUUAACAAACAUAAGCUAUGAAAUAAAGAUAUUUCAUAAAAUAAGUAUGUAAGUAAGUGUCAUAAAUGUUUUCCUUUCUGUUUACUUUAAGGGCAGCUAGAUGUUAUUACUAUAGAUCAGUCUCAAAAUGAAAAUCUGGAUGUAUAUACUCUGUUAUUUUAACUCUGUUCAUGAUGAGAAAUGAAGCGCUAACCUUGGUACAGUAUGUAGACUGAAUCAGUGCUUGAGUUCACUUCCUUUUUUCAUGUUUCCUUUCAGCUCUGGGGUUCCUUUUCCAAAUGAUGUGGAAACUGAUUUUAUAAAUAAACCCAACCCCCACCCCCACCCCCCAUCUCCCCACUCCCCUACCUCAUAGUCAAGAGAUAGCUUCCAGUAGCCAGUGUUGAAAUGUGGUGACAGUGUCCACACGAAAACCAUCGUACAGUAUUUCUCAGAAGAGAGGUUUUGUUUUUGUAAGCACAGUCUCACUGACGGACAGGUCAACCCCUGGAACAUUUUGACCGGUUGACUAUCGAACCAGCUGUCUCUCAGCCACGCAAGUAAUUCCCAGCCUGCAGUCGUUGCAGUUUCCAGGGAACUUUUGACACAUUUGAAAUCUCGCCAAACUAUUUAUACCUUUUAACUCCCCAUAAAUUUAGCCUGGCCCUAAUGUUAUUCCAUCCCUGUGCAGGGGUAGAUAAUGUGUUUUUAUAUCCUUUUAUGUUCUGGCCAUUAUAUCCUUUAGGCAUUCUGGAGAAGGUUUUGAACUCAUGUGCUGCCUGUAAUGGAUAUGGUAACUGAUACGGCUGCCCAAUGCAUCAUAACCUCUCUUGGUGCUGGUUUACAUGUCUUGGCUGGAGUGGCCAAGGGUGAAGAGGAGUGUGGAUAUAACUUUAUAUGAGCUACACUUGUGUUACAUAGUAUGGACGUAUUCUACCAUAUAGUUUGAAUCUGUGAACCAUUCUUUUCUUUAAUUUUGUGAAUGUUGAAAAUUGUACUGAAAUCAAUAUGUCACUUCUUAGUGGAAUGAUACUGUGAGAAUAAAAAGAAUAUUUUUAUUGUU
Messenger RNA from Anguilla rostrata (American eel), 6167 nucleotides. RefSeq names its product alpha-kinase 2 (gene alpk2). Bases 592 to 4674 code for a protein of 1360 amino acids. Gene Ontology annotation, molecular function: protein serine/threonine kinase activity; ATP binding. The record is from RefSeq and is a predicted model, not a curated record. Gene Ontology annotation, biological process: protein phosphorylation. Lineage: Eukaryota; Metazoa; Chordata; Actinopteri; Anguilliformes; Anguillidae. The transcript has 11 exons.